AAUGAUGGCCUGAAGUCUUAUUUACCAAAGAACAAUAUUGGAAACCAAGUGUUGCAAGUAAAGAUAAUUUUGUCGGGUCUUAAUUCAUAUGAUAAGACCUUUUUUUGAUCGCUUGACACUCGCUUUACACAAGAAGUGUCGCUCAUAGCUUUUGGUCUAAUCAGACCGCAAAAUAUACAUUUCUUUGGCAAUACCCCAUUUUAUUAAAGUUUAAUUAUCGGCUUCGCUAAUUUGAUCUUCCAUUGAAAGGUCUGCAGGAAGUGGCAUUGAAAAAAGAAACUUUACGAAGACUCGAUGCGAAGAAAAAUUAAAUAAUUAUAUAAACAAAACCGCCGAAACGACAGGAUUCAACAGGAGAGCGAGAACUGUGCAACAUACUGUGUCCUCGUCGAAUGGAGGCUGGUAAAUGGAAAUUAAGCAUUUUCUGACAUCCCUGAACUGGAAAACAAAAUGAUUUGCUCAAGUGUAUUCUUUGGAUUGUUUCUCUGGCGAUGGAUAGUUUUUUCAGAUGCAAGCAUUCCAAGUGCUGAACAAUCCCUCGUUGAAGGUCUGCUAAGUCACAAUGUUAACGUAAGGCCCGUGCGUAGCCAAAACACGACUACCAGGGUGAUUUUCGGCCUAGAAAUUGUUCAGAUCAUUUCCGUGGACAACCGUAAUCAGGUGCUCAAAACUAAUGUAUGGAUACGACAGCGUUGGAAGAAUGAACUUAUGGUUUGGAAUUCAAUUCAAUAUGAAGGCGUAAAUGAAACCAGACUGGAUCCUCAAACAGUAUGGACCCCUGAUAUAGUACUUUAUAAUAGUGCCGACAGCGAAUCAAACAGUGGAGUAGAAAAGUUCAAAACACGUGUCAUUGUAGGCAGUGAUGGUUCAUCAGCUUGGUACAGUCCUGCCAUCUACAUCACUACUUGCGAACUAGAUAUCACCUACUUCCCUUUCGAUCAGCAGAAUUGCUCAAUGCAGUUUGGUUCGUCCACGUUCACGGCUACCGAGGUCGAUUUGAUCACCGCUAAUUCUCCGAUGUUUACCGACAAGUUCACGAAGAGUUCCGAGUGGGAACUUAUUGCUGCUUGGAAAAUCAGGCGAACACAAACACACGCGUGCUGCAAGGAGCCUUUGGCUUACAUUAACAUUGAAAUGAUUAUCCGACGCAAGCCUUUAUUCUACGCAUUCAACUUGAUUACGCCGUGUAUGAUCAUAUUGAGCGUGAUUCUGUACGGGUUUUGUCUUCCACCAGAAUCUAAAGAACGUAUCACGUUGAACAUCACUGUUCUUCUUGCGAUGUGUGUAUUCAUUCAGCUCAUGGCCGAGGCUUUGCCACGAAGUGCAAGGAACACGCCCCUACUGGGAAGAUUCUAUCUCAUGAUUAUGAGUGAGGUUGCGGUCUCGUUAUUUGCUACUUGCUGUGUCCUCAAUACACAUCAUAGGAAUCUAGGGACAGUUGCGAGUGUGCGCAUGCCGGCAUGGAUCGAGGUAGUGGUUCUCCAUUGGCUAGCAGCUGUCUUAUGUGUACGGAGGCUUCCGCCUUAUUUGGAAUCUCAGAACGAUAUGAUAGACGUUGAAAACUCGAACCAUACCUUAACGCAUGAUAUUAUGGACAAAGUGAGUCCAGUCAUGAACGGGCACGCCCAUCGGGUGACGAACGGGCAUGCGCAUAAAGAAAAGCCCGCUGUCCUUAGAUGCGCCACUCAUAGUGCGGAGAGUGAAAGCUUACCUCUCGCGUCUUUUAUGAAAAACAGAUGUACAAACAGCCGGACGCAUGAUAGAUAUUUGAGAGACGCUAGUAUUAUGGCAAGAAGGAGAUCUACGAAGAGAGCAAUAGAAAAAGGGGAUCAGAAAUGGAAGCACGUUGCCUUGGUGAUGGACCGUUUGUUUUUCUGGUUGUUUGUCAUUACAAUCAUUAUGUCAACUUUGAUUGUUUUCAAGGAGAAAUUCCGUCAAAUAUUUGGUGAAGAUUACGCUGAUCAGUAGGAUGCCGUGAUAUGAUAUAUUUAUACUAGAAAGUAUCAAUCACAAUACACCUUUUUCUCUUUCAGUAAAUACCGUUUUAUGACUAAAGACCUGAUUUGCACAGGUUCAGCCUCGUUUAAUAACAAAUUCUUUGCAAAAGGUAACUGUAUUGUAAAGRAAGUGCAAAUUGAAUAAUAACAAAGUUUCGGAAUCCCACGGACUUUUAAUGGUAUCUUUGAAUAGCUGACUUAUAAACCAAAUCGAAAAUGGCAACCGAAAUUGAAUAACUAUUGUUCUGGACCGACUAGCCUUUCAUACAUGUGAAAACGUUUUCAUGUUUCCACGUCGGCAUGAGGCCAGUCAGUUAAAAACAAUAGUUAUUCAAUAUUUCGAUUCCGUGUAUAAAAGAGACUAAAUAUGUACAAAUGAGUCUGUGGUCUUUAAAAUCAGCGGUAUGCACCAAA
Messenger RNA from Actinia tenebrosa (Australian red waratah sea anemone), 2411 nucleotides. RefSeq names its product neuronal acetylcholine receptor subunit beta-4. Gene Ontology annotation, molecular function: transmembrane signaling receptor activity; acetylcholine-gated monoatomic cation-selective channel activity. Gene Ontology annotation, biological process: monoatomic ion transmembrane transport. Gene Ontology annotation, cellular component: postsynaptic membrane. NCBI's taxonomy places the organism in Eukaryota, Metazoa, Cnidaria, Anthozoa, Actiniaria, Actiniidae. The record is from RefSeq and is a predicted model, not a curated record.